Messenger RNA from Arachis duranensis, 3009 nucleotides. RefSeq lists its product as uncharacterized. The transcript has 8 exons. The coding region runs from base 1 to 3009 and encodes 1002 amino acids. Gene Ontology annotation, biological process: telomere maintenance; DNA repair. Lineage: Eukaryota; Viridiplantae; Streptophyta; Magnoliopsida; Fabales; Fabaceae. The record is from RefSeq and is a predicted model, not a curated record. Gene Ontology annotation, molecular function: DNA helicase activity.
AUGCGAAGUGAGGAGCGCCUUUCGAAAACUGGUCCGAAUAACACUAUGAUGUUUGGUCUUUGUUGCAUGAGUGGCAAAGUUACUUUGCCUUUGUUGCCAGUACCACCUCCACUGUUGAUGUUGCUGCACGCUAAUCAACAAAGUUUGAUUGAUAAAAAAAUUGUUACUGACCUCAGAGACAUGCUUGAUUCCCAUAAUUCCCUUGCUAAGAUGUUUCGGUAUGCUGCAAAAAGAUUUGCUCAAGAUUCAACGACUCCACUUCGGCUUCGUCUUAUUAAGAAAAGGGAUACCGAUGGUAGAAGAUACAAUCUACCAUCGACAUCUGAAGUUGCAUCCCUUAUUAUAGGUGAUUUCGAUGAAGAAAACCUUGCAAGAGAUAGGCUGAAAGAUUGCAGUAUCAUAGGCACCACCAUAACAAGUUUCGCUCCCAUCAAUUUGCAAGGGCUUCAUGAGUGUCUUAUUCAGGGUGAAACUCAAGUUGCCAAAACUGGCAAACGAGUUAUCUUGCCAUCUUCAUUUGUUGGUGGUCCUCGAUACAUGUAUAACAAUUGCAAAGAUGCUUUUGCCAUAUGCAAGUACGCCAGCUAUCCGAGCUAUUUCAUUACAAUCACAUGUAAUCUAGAGUGGAAUGAUGUUAAAGAUUGUGUUGCCAAUUACUCUAUAAAGCCAAGUGACAGGCCAGACUUCAUAUGUACGGUCUUUAAGAUCAAGCUAGAUGAAUUACUGAAAGACUUAAAAAAUCGAUCCAUAUUUAGAAAGCCAAAAGCAAUUGUCUAUACAGUUGAAUUUCAAAAGCGUGGCCUUCCCCACUGUCACAUUUUGUUGUUCAUUCAACCAAACCAAAAGCCACAAUCCUCCAAUGAUAUUGAGCAACAUAUCUCAGCUGAGAUACCUGACGAACACGUGCAACCUAAGCUCCACAAAUUAGUUCAAAAGUUUAUGGUUCAUAGACCAUGUGGGGUGUUGAAUACCAGCAACCCAUGCAUGGUGAACGGAAAGUGUUCCAAAUUUUAUCCAAUAGCCUUCCGUGAGAAAACAUUUAUAGACAGUGCAGGCUUCCCUAAGUAUAAACGCCCGGAUAACGGCUGUUUCAUCCGUAAGAAAAAUGUUGACCUUGACAAUCGAUUCAUUGUUCCAUACAAUGCAACGUUGCUUCUCAAGUAUGGUUGUCACAUAAAUGUUGAGUACACUUGCCAAACAUCUGCUAUAAAGUAUUUGUUUAAGUAUGUUCACAAAGGCUUCUUGGAGGCUGUUGGUUUUGAGAUUCAAUUCAAAGAGCCUAGCAUCAUUCGCCUUCCAUUCCAUUUGCCAAAUGAACAGCAUGUUCUAUACCAAGAUCAUCAGCUUAUUGAAAAUGUUAUAGACAGUGCCGCUUCAAAAGAUAUCAAAGGUGUUGUAUACGACACAUACAAAGAAGCCUGUUAUGCUCUCGGGUUAUUGCAAGAUGACAAGGAAUUUAUUGAUGCUAUUAACGAAGCUAGCUCUUGGGUGUCACCUUCUUAUAUAAGGAGAUUGUUUGCAAUGCUUUUAAUAUUGAAUAAUAUUGCUCGCCCCCAAGUUGUUUGGGAGCAUUGUUGGCAACAUUGUGCAAAAAACGUGAUUUCUGACUACAGGCAAAUUCUAGGUCUCGAUAUCUCUGUUCACGAGCUGAAAUCCCCCACGCUCGCCAAAGUUGAACAGUUGUUGCAAACAAAUGGUAGGACCUUAAAAGAAUUUGUUGACAUGCCGUUUUCGGAUUCAUUGGAUUCUAUUGAACCUUAUGACACAGUCUUCUUUGAUGAGCUCAAUUUCAAUAAAAUUAAAUUGGCAACCAUUUCAACCGAUCUGGUUUCCUGCUUGAAUUGUCAACAGCGUGUUGCAUACGACACAGUAUCCAGCGCAGUUAGUGGUACCAUGGGUGGAUUUUUUUGUUUAUGGAUAGGUAGAACUCGGAAGACUUUUCUAUGGAAUGCGCUUUCUACUUCCAUAAGGUCGAAAGGUCAAAUUGUACUCAACGUUGCAUCCAACAGCAUUGCAUCGUUAUUGUUACCAAAUGGCAGAACUGCUCAUUCACGGUUUAAGGUUCCGCUUAAUGUAAACCAAGAUUCCAUCUCUGCAAAAUUAAUUAUAUGGGACGAAGCACCUAUGCUAAACAAAUAUUGCUACGAAGCACUCGACAAGUGCCUCAAGGAUAUUCUUCAUUUUAGCAAUGGGUUUAAACCUGAUGCUCCAUUUGGUGGAAAAGUUGUAGUUCUUGGAGGUGAUUUCCGUCAGAUAUUGCCUAUGAUUCCUCGUGGUUCUCAUGAGGAUAUUGUUCACGCGUGUAUUAAUUCGUCGUAUUUGUGGCACUCUUGCCAGGUGUUGAGAUUGACCAAAAACAUGAAGUUGCAUGACUGCUCACAGGAUAUGCGCGAUGUUGAGUUAAAGAAAUUUGCUUACUGGAUCCUUAAUUUAGGUGACGGGUUAUUUGGAGACAGCUCCGAUGGUGAGUCGGUGAUUAGGAUACCAGAGAAGUUGUUAUUUAAUUUUGAGUCCACAUCUCUUCACGAUUUGGUGUUGUUCAUUUAUCCAGAUAUCUUACUUCAUAUUUCCAGCGUCGACUACUUUAAGGACAAGAGUAUAUUGGCACCAACACUUGAUGUGGUGACCGAAGUUAACAAUCAUGUUAUGUCUUUGCUUCCUGGCAACGAAAAGGUUUAUUUGAGUUCUGAUACACUGCUAAAUCAAGACGAUCACUUUGAAUAUGAAUUGUACACAAUGAGCACAGAGUAUUUGAAUGCAUUGAAUUAUUCUGGUAUUCCACAACACAAGUUAGACCUUAAGAUUGGUGUGCAUUUCAUGCUUCUUCGCAAUAUUGACCAAUCUAAUGGAUUGUGCAACGACACACAAAUGCAAGUUAGGCGACUUGGUGAUCAUGUUAUUGAGUACGUCAUCUUAGCAGGACGAAACAUUGGUCAGGUUGUUUUAAUUCCAAGGAUGAGCAUGAUCUCCAACAAUGAAACCUUACCUAUCAGGUUUAGCCGAAGGUAG